AGCCAUUCGGGCUCAAGGCAAUUUCACUCAAGGGCAGCCUGGCCUGUUACUGUACAUUCCGAGCAUCCGCGACCCUGACCUCGCUUGUUUUGCGCAUCUGGGCGCAAUGGCGACGGGUGUCCUCGUCGUGGCCGCAGCGCUGUCCUCGCUUGCCCCCGCACGGGCUGUCCUCAGGACUCGCGCCUCUCCAGGGAUCGUCUCCUCGCUCGGCGUGAUGAACGGGGCGGGCGUCACAAGGUACCUCGCCGACAAUGUCAGGGUCGUUCGCAGCAAGGGCAAGUUCUAUUGGGGCGACCCCGGGAACAGCGAGGCGUCCAGGUUCGCGGGGGCCACGAGCUUGGCCGAGAACCUCUCCUGGGGCUGGCACCACCCCGAGGGUGUCUACAACACGAUCCCCGUCGGGGCCCCGCUCAUCGACGGCGACAUGAACAUCUACCUCGGCUCGGACGACGCCGUCCGCAAGUUCACUGCCUCUGGCGACCUCCUCUGGAGCUACGCGCCCCGGGGGCAGCUCGCCGCCGCCCCGAGCCUGCUCCUGGCCGCGAGCUCCAGUGGCCGGAGGACCGUCUCGGGGUGGGAGGACGUCAGCCUGGACGGGAUGACGGAGGACGAGCUCCGCCCAGACGCGCAGACGGAAGCAGAGCUCCGCCCAGAGUUCCAGAACGUUGGUGGCCAUGGCGGGCCCACGUCUCUCGGGCAAAUCAGGGUCGGCGACCGUCUGGUGGUGAGGCCCGGCGUGGGAUACCACGCAAACGGCAAGGAGUACUACAGGAGCGGAGACGUGGGCGAGGUCGCGGAGAUCAUCCGGGGGACCACUGGCGAGCACAAGGCCAGAAUUCGCUGGCUGCGAACACAGCACCAGAGCGUCGCAGGCUUCUCCGCCCUGGGCAAGAGGUUCCUGCGCGUCAAGGGGGAGGGGAAGCAGUCCACCACCCCAGAGAUGCUGGUGGGGUCGACCACGUCAGGCUUCGUGUUCGCGCUGUCGCUCGAGAGCGGCGAAGAAAUCUGGGCUGUCCAGGCUUCUGACCAGAUCGCUGGGGUGAAGGGGUCUGUGUCUGGCAAGGACGGCAUAGUAGUGGCGGCUGCCAACCGAUGCACCGACAGGUAUUGUUACAAAUACCGUAAUCAAACCAACCCGCUCGUGGCAGGAAAUCAUAUGAUCUGGGGCCUGCUCGCCGCAGAUGGAAGCGUGGCGUGGAACUUCAAGCCACAGUCUCCGGUCUGGAACUUCGUGCCCCAGUACGGCAACGGCACGGUCAUGUUCAGCGACUUCGAGGGCACCACGUACUGUCUGGACCUGACGACUGGCGCCCUCAGGUGGCAGCGCGACGGGUCCAUGGGCACGUACACCCAGGCGCAUGCGCUGUACUUCCCGGCUGGGGACCUCAUCUUUGCGAUGGGCGUGAGCGCGUACGACCACAAGCGCUGCAACCCGUUCCCAGCGCCAGGCGUCCUGCCUGCCUGCAACACCUGGCCCGGAUCUCCUGGGUGGAUCCGCGCGCUCAAUGCGAGCUCUGGCAGGCUGCAGUGGGAGCAGGAGACCCCGCAGCCCCCCUCGAGCGCAGGCCUGGGCAUGAUGCACAUGCCGCUCCACACGCGGCUGGUCGUCGCCCUGGGGCACAACUGCGCGUACAACUCGCCCACCCAGAUCUGGGUCCUCGACCCGCAGAACGGCCACAGCCGCUGGACGAGGGAGGGCCCGACGCUGUGGAGCGACAGGUGCGCAGGCGACCUGGAGGGCGGCGACAUCCGCAGGGCCAUGGGCGGCCGUGCCGCGUGCGAGCCUGGAGCGUGGUCGACGCCGGUGGUAGACAGCUACGGCGACGUGUACAUCGGCAACCAGGUGGGAGAGCUGCAGAGGUGGGGCUCGCGGGACCGCUCCGUGGGAGCCCGAGGCGUCGAGCUGCUGUCCACGUUGAGCACGGGGGUCGCCUUCCAGGACCAAGCCAUCUCCUUUGCCCCAGGCGUCAUGGCGGUGUCGACGUGCACCUCUCUCAUCGUCUUCCAGACCGCCCCGGGUGAGCCCUCCCUCUCCGACGAGUUCCAGGACGUGGGGCCCGCGCCGGGGCCGCUGAGCUGGGAGAGGGACUGACGGUCCGCGCCUCUGAUCGAGGCCGCCACCCGCCUCGAAGUUUUCUUCCGUUGGGGGUCCAGCCUCUACGUGAAGGAAUCGCGUUCGGUUGGGCUCUUGCCAAACUCCGACGCGUUGGCUUCAAUGCCCGAGCGCCCCAGGAGAUGAUAGCUAGCAUGUCCUUUAAGUUAUACAAGCGCGUUUAUAAAUGCCACGGCCGAGGUACGGUCACUUUUGACGGUUUGCUCGAGUGUCGCAGCUUGUGCGCGCUUGGGCACCGCCAGAUCUCACGCAUUGGCUGCAGCGAGCGACGCAUUGGCCAGCACUUCCUGCAGGGCACAUGCCUGUCGAGAGCGCCAGCUGCAUUGAUCAAAGCCUCGGUCCACCCGUUCAGCCCUCGGCGAGAAACGGCGCGCGCGAGCGGGCGGCGGACCUGAGCAGCUUGUGGGAGGGAGGAGGAACAGAAAGAAGAAACGAAUCCUGCGGUAGCGAAUGUUGUCGCUGCUGAGGGUUGCGUUACAGGUUGCGCGCGCGGCCACAGAAAAAUAGCCGCGUAUUCGCUGCGCCAUAUGUUGCGCUCCUCGGCCGCCGAGCAUACCUGCCGAAC
This is a messenger RNA of Prorocentrum cordatum, 2678 nucleotides long. NCBI's taxonomy places the organism in Eukaryota, Dinophyceae, Prorocentrales, Prorocentraceae. The record is from the annotation of a GenBank genome assembly.